UAGCGGCGCAACAGUCGAGUCUUUAAAGUCUAACAACACAUCAGUGACACAUACUGGCGAAGCCGUUUCAGUAACCGCGCUGGAGAGUUCGACCGCACAGCAAUCUCAACUGGAAGGUAAACAGCUUGCAAAUGCAGAUUAUUCAACAAUCCCUGCCAGUCCUGUUCCUAGGGAACAACCACAUAGUGCUUCUACGUCACCACACUCAGCUCCACUCUCUUCGAACAUAACCACAGAGAUGAAGUCACUAGCGACCCUUCCUACUUUAUCGCAAGUAAAUAAUAGCUUUCCUUCCUCUCAAGAUAUCAUAUUGUUAGCACCAAAUGUAGGACGGCUUUCGUCUUCCCCAACACAAUAUACUUCCGAAACAAUCCCAUCUCCCUCGACAUCCCUGAACCAGUCUCCUUCCGGCUCGUUCAUAUUUGCGCUUAAUCCAAAGGCGACGCAAGGACAACAGAAAAGUCCAAAUCCGCAAAAGCCAAAGCCGUAUGUGUGUACUGAAUGUAAUCAAACAUUCAGUCGUCAGCAUAAUCUAAAAUCACACGCUUUGACACACUCGCAAGAGAAACCUUUCAAAUGUGAAAUAUGCCAUCAUUUUUUCAGACGCCACCAUGAUUUGAAGAGGCACUCGAAACUGCAUACUGGUGAGAAACCAUACACUUGUGAGUACUGCAACAGGAGCUUUGCCAGGUUAGAUGCUUUGAAUAGGCAUUUGCGCGCCGAGAGUUUUUGUGGCGGUUCGCAAAAGAAAAUAUUUCGCAAUACCACGAUGCCGAUAGCCCAGCAAUCUAAUCAGUCUGAUCGGAUUGAAGCGACAGGUUCAACCUUGCAAUCUCAGUCUCAAGUUUUGGAUUUCUCGAAAACGCAGCAAAGCAAACAACAACAAACGCUAGGGCUUGAGAAUGCUAAGCAACAGCAACUUCUACAACAUACGGACAUAGUAAAUUCGUCGGUUGUCCAUAAUAAUUCUAUAAAUGGUGAUUCUGGAACAUCACUUGCAUCAGCAAGCCAAGAUGCGCUUAAAAGACAUCAUUCCCAACUCACUGAACAAACUCGAAAGUCUUGGCUGCAGAAGGGUGCGCUGGGUGCUACAUCAUCAACCAAGUCUGGAAGUAUGAGCAAACCUGUUCUUCCGAAUCUAGUGAUUCCAAAUAGGAUGAUGUCUGCGCCACCACAAUUUGUGUUUUCAGUGGACUCGGCUUCAGCACAAUCCACAGGAUCAUCAUCGCAAUAUCAUCCUAUGCCAUUUACCCAGACUCCGACAGAAUACACUAGUCAGGCGAAAGAACCAGUUCGUCGUCAGACAGAUACUAUGUCUGUUCAGAUCGAGGAUGGUAAUCUCAACAACUACAUAAUAAAACUGAAAGAGCACAAUGAGUACUUAAAGGGAAGGGUAGAAGAACUUGAGAAUGAAGUAAUCAACGAACGUAAGGAACGAGGAAUUCGAGAAUUUCUUGAAGAAAAAGUCAAGGCUCUGGAGAUUGAGAAAAAUCUCCUGAAAAACUUGUUACUUGAACGUGACAACCAUACAGCCCCAGAGUCUACGAAACGAACGGAAAAGAAAAGAAAGGCGUCAAUCAUAAUCGAGCAAUCGUCACCACCCAAACAUUAUAAAGAUGAUGACGAGAUAGCUGUAAUAUCGCAGUCGGCGCAAUAA
Molecule: messenger RNA, 1657 nt
Organism: Paraglomus occultum
Lineage: Eukaryota; Fungi; Glomeromycota; Glomeromycetes; Paraglomerales; Paraglomeraceae
Source: the annotation of a GenBank genome assembly